Andrographis paniculata is the source of this 3372-nucleotide messenger RNA. RefSeq names its product plasma membrane ATPase 4. Lineage: Eukaryota; Viridiplantae; Streptophyta; Magnoliopsida; Lamiales; Acanthaceae. Gene Ontology annotation, biological process: regulation of intracellular pH; proton export across plasma membrane. Gene Ontology annotation, molecular function: ATP binding; ATP hydrolysis activity; P-type proton-exporting transporter activity. The coding region runs from base 236 to 3091 and encodes 951 amino acids. Gene Ontology annotation, cellular component: plasma membrane. The transcript has 14 exons. The record is from RefSeq and is a predicted model, not a curated record.
GAGAGAGAGAGAGAGAGUAGAGGAGAGAGAAGUGAUCACAGUAGAGGUAUAUAAAAUGGAGGGGCUGUGAGAGAUCUUCCCUGCCAAAAAAAACCCUCCAUUUUCAUGAAACUUUCUCUUCUUCUUCACUGACUCAAUUCAUCUCUCUAUCUCUACCGUUCAUCGUCCUCCGGCUAAUUGAUCCGACGGCCGGGGCGGUUACGGGGGCAAUCAACGGCUGUGAUCGGUCGGCGCCAUGGGUGGGAUUAGCCUGGAAGAGAUCAAGAAAGAGACUGUUGAUCUGGAAAAGAUUCCGAUCGAGGAAGUGUUCGAGCAGCUGAAAUGUACCCGAGAGGGGUUGAGCGGCGACGAAGGAGCCAACCGGCUUCAAAUAUUCGGUCCCAACAAGUUGGAAGAGAAGAAGGAAAGCAAAAUCCUCAAGUUCCUCGGGUUCAUGUGGAAUCCGCUCUCAUGGGUGAUGGAAGCCGCCGCCAUUAUGGCCAUUGCGCUUGCCAACGGCGGCGGACGGCCCCCGGAUUGGCAAGAUUUCGUCGGAAUUGUCUGUUUGCUUGUGAUCAACUCUACUAUCAGUUUCAUCGAAGAGAACAAUGCCGGAAAUGCAGCUGCCGCUCUCAUGGCUGGUCUAGCCCCUAAAACCAAGCUUCUGAGGGACGGGCGAUGGAGCGAGCAAGAGGCGGCGAUUCUUGUUCCGGGAGACAUCAUCAGCAUUAAGCUCGGUGACAUCAUUCCCGCCGACGCCCGUCUCCUCGAAGGUGAUCCGUUGAAGGUCGAUCAAUCGGCCCUCACCGGAGAAUCUCUCCCGGUGACAAAGAAUCCUUACGACGAAGUCUUCUCCGGCUCGACGUGCAAACAGGGCGAGAUCGAGGCGGUGGUCAUUGCCACCGGAGUCCACACUUUCUUCGGGAAGGCGGCGCAUCUCGUCGACAGCACAAAUCAAGUAGGACACUUCCAGAAGGUGCUCACCGCGAUCGGGAACUUCUGCAUCUGCUCGAUCGCGGUCGGUAUGCUGACCGAGAUCAUAGUUAUGUAUCCGAUCCAGCACAGGCAGUACCGGCAGGGUAUCGACAACCUAUUAGUCCUCUUGAUCGGUGGUAUUCCGAUUGCUAUGCCGACGGUUCUGUCCGUCACGAUGGCCAUUGGCUCUCACAGGCUGUCGCAGCAAGGCGCUAUCACUAAGAGAAUGACUGCGAUCGAGGAGAUGGCCGGGAUGGACGUCUUGUGCAGUGACAAAACCGGAACUUUGACGUUGAACAAGCUCACCGUUGACAAAAGCUUGAUCGAGGUCUUCGCGAAGGGCGUCGAUCCUGAUCACGUCCUUCUCCUCGCCGCAAGAGCUUCCCGAACUGAAAAUCAAGAUGCCAUCGACGCUGCUAUCGUUGGCACGCUCGCUGACCCGAAGGAGGCCAGGGCGGGUAUACGGGAGAUUCAUUUCUUCCCCUUCAACCCUGUCGAUAAGAGGACGGCUUUGACUUACAUCGACUCUAACGGGAACUGGCAUCGUGCUAGCAAAGGUGCGCCCGAGCAGAUCCUCACUCUCUGUGGCUGCAAGGAAGACCUUAAGAAGAAGGUUCAUAGUGUUAUCGACAAGUUUGCUGAGCGCGGCCUUCGAUCGUUAGCUGUUGCCCGACAGGAAGUGCCCGAAAAAUCGAAGGAUGCUGCCGGCGGGCCGUGGCAAUUCGUCGGGCUCUUGUCGCUUUUCGACCCUCCGAGACAUGACAGCGCUGAAACGAUCCGCAGGGCUCUGAAUCUCGGCGUUAACGUCAAAAUGAUCACCGGCGAUCAACUUGCGAUUGCUAAGGAGACAGGGCGUAGGCUUGGGAUGGGAGUCAAUAUGUAUCCGUCGGCGUCUCUACUUGGCCAGCACAAAGACGAGUCGAUUGCCGGCCUCCCUGUUGAAGAACUUAUCGAGAAAGCUGACGGCUUCGCAGGAGUCUUCCCGGAGCACAAAUACGAGAUUGUCAAGAAGCUGCAGGAAAGGAAGCACAUUGUUGGAAUGACGGGAGACGGUGUCAACGAUGCCCCGGCUUUGAAGAAGGCAGACAUCGGUAUUGCCGUCGCCGACGCAACUGACGCUGCUAGAAGUGCUUCCGACAUUGUUCUUACUGAGCCGGGGCUUAGCGUCAUCAUCAGCGCGGUGCUCACGAGCAGAGCAAUUUUCCAAAGAAUGAAGAAUUAUACGAUCUACGCAGUCUCAAUCACCAUCCGUAUUGUUUUUGGAUUUAUGUUCAUCGCUUUGAUUUGGAAGUUCGAUUUCUCGCCCUUCAUGGUUCUGAUUAUCGCCAUUUUGAACGACGGUACUAUUAUGACGAUUUCUAAAGAUAGAGUGAAGCCUUCGCCGUUGCCCGAUAGCUGGAAGUUGAAAGAGAUUUUCGCGACGGGGAUUGUUCUUGGAGGCUAUCUUGCAUUGAUGACCGUUAUAUUCUUCUGGCUGAUGCACGAGACCGACUUCUUCAGUGAUACGUUUAAAGUUCGAAGCAUUAGAGACAGCGAGGACGAAAUGAUGGCGGCGCUAUACUUGCAAGUGAGCAUCAUCAGCCAGGCUCUUAUUUUCGUGACGCGAUCGCGCAGUUGGUCUUUCUUCGAACGUCCCGGGCUUCUGCUGAUGGUAGCUUUCGUCAUCGCACAGCUGGUUGCGACUCUGAUCGCCGUGUAUGCGAACUGGAGCUUUGCAAGAAUCCAAGGUUGCGGGUGGGGAUGGGCCGGGGUGAUUUGGCUCUACAGUGUCGUCUUCUACUUGCCCCUCGAUUUUAUGAAGUUCGCCAUUCGAUACAUCCUGAGUGGAAAGGCGUGGACAAACUUGUAUGAGAACAAGACUGCUUUCACAACGAAGAAGGACUACGGAAAGGAAGAACGCGAAGCGCAAUGGGCUCUGGCGCAGAGGACUCUGCACGGCCUUCAGAAUCCGGAGACGACAAAUCUGUUCAAUGAGAAGAGCAACUACAGGGAACUGUCGGAAAUCGCGGAGCAGGCCAAGAGAAGAGCCGAGAUCGCGAGGCUGCGGGAGCUGCACACGCUGAAGGGACACGUUGAGUCGGUGGUGAAGCUGAAGGGGCUCGACAUCGAGACCAUCCAGCAGCACUACACUGUCUGAGAAGGAAAAGGAAAAGGAAAUGAUCAUCGGGGAUCUGAUCAUAGGUGUGUUUUUGUUUCUAUAGAUAAAAGCGAACUAAAAAGUUUGUCCUUAAAGAUGGAUAACAAACAUGACGACUUCUUGCGCUUAAAACGUGUCAGUAUCUGUGUCUGUGUGUCUGUGUCUGUGUCUUUGUUUUGGCGAUGUAGCAACAGCAGCAGCAGAGCAUGAGUUGGUCUGAUCUGCCUGCUUCGGUCUAAAUUAAUUAAUUAAUUAAUUAAUGUUCGACUCGUUUUGAAUUU